UCAGCAGCAGAAUACGUGAAGUCCCGCUUACCAGAAGUCCUAAAGCAACACCUUCAGGAUUAUGAGAAAGAUAAGGAGAACAGUGUAUUGUCCUAUCAAACCAUCCUGGAGCAACAGAUUCUCUCAAUUGACCGAGAAAUGCUGGAAAAAUUGACUGUAUCCUAUGAUGAGGCAGGAACAACAUGUUUGAUUGCUUUACUGUCAGAUAAAGAGCUCACAGUGGCCAAUGUCGGAGAUUCAAGGGGGGUCUUGUGCGAUAAGGAUGGAAAUGCUAUUCCUUUGUCUCAUGAUCACAAGCCCUAUCAGCUGAAGGAAAGAAAGAGGAUUAAGAGAGCUGGUGGCUUCAUUAGUUUCAACGGUUCCUGGCGUGUUCAGGGGAUCCUGGCCAUGUCUCGUUCUCUUGGGGAUUACCCGUUGAAAAAUCUGAAUGUUGUCAUCCCUGAUCCAGAUAUCCUGACCUUUGACCUGGACAAACUCCAGCCAGAGUUCAUGAUCUUAGCUUCUGAUGGGCUCUGGGAUGCUUUCAGUAACGAGGAAGCAGUGCGGUUCAUCAAAGAACGUUUAGAUGAGCCACAUUUUGGAGCCAAGAGUAUAGUGCUCCAGUCUUUUUAUAGGGGAUGCCCUGACAACAUUACAGUCAUGGUGGUUAAAUUCAAGAGCAGCAACAAAAUGGAAGACCAGUAAAAAAAGAAAGAAAGAAAGAAAGAAAGAAAGAAAGAAAGAAAGAAAGAAAGAAAGAAAGAAAGAAAGAAAGAAAGAAAGAAAGAAAGAAAGAAAGAAGAAAGAAAGAAAAGUAAUACCACCCUCUGCCUCUCACUUGGCGAACUUCUUCAUUUAACCUUUACACUUCAACACAGUAGACAGCUGUAGCAAGUAUAUUAGUAUUAAGAUUGUUCAUCCAAAAAAGAGAGUAGAAAAUCACUCUUUUUGAUAAACACAGCAAACAAAAUCAACAAUUCAAUUUCUUUUUCAUUUUUUUUAAUGAAAAGGAUCUCGUACCUUUUAUUCUCUAGAUCUUUAAUGAUCUCAGCUUAGAAAAUCCUUCAGUUUUAAAGGCCUGUGACUCCUGCUUCAGAGAUUUCAAAUGGCUGCAAUUCCCUUAGUUUUCACAUAACAACUUAGAACUGCAUUUGGACGUGGGCAGCUGAGACAUGGCAGGAACAGCUGGUUGCUUGGAAGCAGUUGAUAAAACUGACGUGGGAUUUCCACCAGUGUGACUAUCCAUUCUAGCAUCCUCUCCUUUGUAUUACUGUUUCUGCUUAGUUAAACUGCAGAAGGAACUAAGGCAGAUAGCUAACAGUUUGCAAUUGUUGAUUCACCUUUUCAUAAAAAGGAGGUACCAGUUGGUCCAUAACAGACAACUACUGUCUCUUUCUGUUGGUACACUUCCUGCUAUACCAUUAGCAUUAAACAAUUGAGCUUUUCCAUUACUGUGUUUAUAAGGUUUGUGUGCAUGCCAUUGAAUGAGCUUUGCUUCUUUUUUAAAAUCUAGCCAGCAGAUAGCUUUUGAGGUCCAUGCUCACUGAAAAAAUGUCCCAUUUAUUAAUUCUUGUUUCUAUAUGGGCUGUAUUAAUUCUUGUUUCUAGUGUGGGGCCAUAACUCUGUGCACUUCAGACAUCAAAAACUGUUGUUAGGGCCAUGGUAUAAGCUAUGAUUUUAGCUUAGAAGAUUCUGAUAUAAGACUUUAGCAUUUCUAAACUUGUGUUUAGGGAAUGAGUCUAGGAUGUUGAUGAAGCAAGCAAACUGAAAUGGGAACCUAGUGCCGAGCAGAAAAUAGAGCAGGUGUUUUUUUUUUCACUAGCAGUGAAGCUUUGUUUCAAAAAAGAAAAAUUGGCAAGGAGGUCUUAUGCUUUAAGUAUUUAAUGAUGUAAAUCAUCAAAAGUCAGCCUUAGUAGUAAGUGUUGCCUGCGUAUAGCUGUAAUUUGGAACCUAUCAAUAUCAUGUGUGUUGCUGGAGAAAUUUGCCUUUUCUCACUUUCAAAAUUGAUUGAUAAUUUGGUAUGACCUGGCUGCUUAAUUACAGAGAGCAUAUCAUCUGAUCAUUUGAAAAUAAUGGGAUCACUAUGGGAAUCUGGAAUAAGCGUUACUUUCAUAAUAUGUGCUUGAGAGGUGUGCAGCUUGCAAGACCAACCUUCUGCAGAUUGAUGGCUCCAGAUGUGUUGGGCUGCAAUUCCCAUAAUUUCUGACCAAUACGUCUGGAGGGUGGAAGAUUGGGGAAGACUUUGGGUAACAAGAUGCACUUUGUGGUAAUCAGAGAUGAUACCUGACCUUGAGAUAUUUGCUGCAUUGUUUAAAAUAUAUCUUCUUUCUGACAUUAGAAUUAUGGGGCAUGAUCAGGGAUUCUGUUUUAUGAUAGAUCCAGUAGUAUUUUUCUGUGAGCAGAAGAGGCAUUAAUGGAUGUCAUCACUGGACACUCCAAUAGGAUUACUUCCAAAAGAAGACAAAAAUAAACUUAUAAAUAUGUGGGAUAUUGGUCAUGUCUACAGGCUGUAAUUCAGAAUCAAAACUACAGAAAUGUGAGUUAAAAUACCCCAUUAGAAGAUCUCUGUAAAGAUCUUAGAAUAUAGCCUCUCAGUUCUAAUUAAGGUGCUCUAAUUAGUUGGACCUUACCAGGAUUAAUAAUUUGUAAAGUGCUAUUUAACCAUCUCAUUUCAUUCUCUGUAGGUAUAUAGAGGAUCUCCUGAACAGUUAACUCAGGGGCAACAGGGGAAGGUGCCUUAGUCCAUCCCUAAAAUAGAUGAGUAACUUGAAAUUCAUACAACAAUGGAUUAAGAUAUACCAAGUGUGUAUUAGUUACUUCUGAUGUCUUUAUUUUUUGCCUUUGCUUAUGUAUCCUUCUUAGUGACAUUACUCACAUUCUCAAAGUAUUAGUAUUUUUGCUAAUUUUGAUUGAUUACGUGCCAUCAAGUCAGUGUUGACUCUUAGUGAUCACAUCAAUGGAUCUCCUCCAUGAUAAACUGUCCUUCAGCUCUUCCAAUAGUGCACUCAUUGCCACUGUAAGUCCAUCCACCUUGCUGGCGGCCAUCCUCUUCUUUUCUUUUCUUCCACCUUCCCAGCAUUAGAACCUUUUCCAGAGAGCUAGGUCUUCGCAUAAUGGGUCAGAAGUAGGAUUGUUUGGGUGACUAAACAAAAAUAAAAAGAUGCUUCCCCAAUCUUUAUUUAGCUGCCUUCAUAUAUAAAAAUGAAGGUGUUUCUUUGAUUCAAAGAUCUAAUUAAAAAAUCAAAAAUAAAAUUAUAAGCUAAUGCACCAGAGUCAUUACAUAUGGUUGUAUUGCAGAAUGGAAAUGUUAAAAAGUGAAAUGGCUUCAAUUUUUUUUUUUUA
Messenger RNA from Python bivittatus (Burmese python), 3321 nucleotides. NCBI's taxonomy places the organism in Eukaryota, Metazoa, Chordata, Lepidosauria, Squamata, Pythonidae. The record is from RefSeq and is a predicted model, not a curated record.